CAAUAGGUAAGGAGAGAGAGACAGAGAGAGCAAGAGAUACAUACAAGGAGAGAAAGAGAGAGGGAGAGACAUAUAUACAAGGAGAGAAAGACAGUAAAAAGGCAAGGCCAGAGUCAGAGGAAAGACAGACAAGAGGGAAGAGGAGUUAGAUAAAGUUGAGCCAAUGGGACUGAAGUAGUGACAGAGAGAUAGGUAAAUAAACAAAGAUGAAUAGGUCAGUGUCUUGACAGGACAGAUUUACAGUGCGGACAACCUGCAGUGAAGAAAAGGAUAGGAAGGGGCAUUAGAGGAGCGACGGGAGUAUUUAGAAGAGAAGAAACUCCUCAUUUAUCAGCGCUGCAUCUUAGAAAGAGAGUGAGACAAGUCGGGAAACUCCACAGGUGUAGAUGCAGACAGGUGGUCAGUCAGACAUGCCUCUUGUGCUUCUGUUUCUCUGUGUGGCCGGAGGAGUCUGGGGGUCCGCCCCCGGAGCGUGGGGGUACGGACGGAUCCAGGACAGACAGGGUACAGCGGCAACAAUGUGCCCAUCUCCGUGCCACUGUGAAGAAGACGGGAUCUUUAUCAUGGUUGACUGCUCAGAGAUGGGACUAUCAUCUGUGCCAGCCAACCUCAGCCCACUGACCACAUACCUGGAUCUGAGCAUGAACAACAUCAGCGAGAUCCAGCCCAGGGCCUUCCACCGACUGCACCUGUUAUCAGAACUGCGUAUCUCAGGGAAUCAGCUGAGGUAUAUUUCAGGCCUCGCCUUCCAAGGUCUACACAACCUCAAAGUUCUGAUGCUACAGAACAACCAGCUGGAGAGACUUCCUGAUGAUGCUCCUUGGGACCUACCCAACCUCCUGUCCUUGCGUCUCGACGCGAACCUGUUGUCUGUGGUUCCGGCUGAGGCUUUUAGAGGUGUCCGCUCCCUUAGACACCUGUGGCUAGAUGACAACUCCCUAACGGAGAUCCCAGUGAUGGCCCUUGACUCUCUGCCCUCUCUGCAGGCCAUGACGCUGGCGCUCAACCAAAUCACACACAUCCCAGAUUACGCAUUUACCAACCUCUCUGCCCUUGUGGUACUGCAUCUCCAUAACAACCACAUCAGGAGCAUGGGCUCGAGAUGUUUUGAAGGUUUAAACAGUCUGGAGACACUGGAUUUAAACUACAAUGAUCUGCAGGAGUUCCCUGUGGCCAUCAGGACACUGAGCAAACUUCAGGAACUGGGCUUCCAUAACAACAAUAUCAAAGCCAUCCCUGAGAGGGCCUUUGUGGGAAACCCUCAGCUCCAAACCAUUCAUUUCUAUGAAAACCCCAUCCAGUUUGUGGGAAAAUCCGCUUUCCAGUUCUUACCUAAGCUGCACACACUCUCCCUUAACGGGGCAACCCAGAUUCGAGAGUUUCCUGAUCUGAAAGGAACCACCAGCCUGGAAAUUUUAACGCUGACUCGGGCUGGUCUCUCAGCUCUCCCUCUGGAUCUGUGUGAGCAGCUGCCUCGCCUCAGAGUGCUGGAGCUUUCUUACAACCAGAUAGAGGAUCUGCCCAGCUUUUACCACUGCUCUGCACUGCAAGAGAUAGGGUUGCAGCAUAAUCAAAUCAGAAGGAUCGAGUCAAGCACCUUCCAGCAGCUCACCUCUCUAAGAGCACUUGAUCUGAGCUGGAAUAUGAUCGAGAGUAUCCACCCAGAUGCCUUUGCUUCGCUUCACUCCUUGGUUAAACUGGACCUGACUGAAAACCGUCUGAGCUCAAUACCUGUUGUAGGUUUGAGCGGUCUGACCCAUCUCAAGCUGAGGGGGAACACAGAAUUAUAUGAGGCCUUCAAUCCUGAUAACUUUCCCCAUAUGAGGGUGAUAGAGAUGCCUUAUGCCUACCAAUGCUGUGUGUACGGCUCCUGUGAUAGCUACAAGCCAGCCGGUCAGUGGGACUCAGAACAGAGCAGCACCAGUGAAGACCUGCAUAAGAGGACUGUAGCCAUGUACCCCAUCCACACCGACACUCACUAUGACCCAGAUUUGGAGGAGUUCCAGCUGGAAUUAGAGGAAUCCAAACUGCAGGCCAGCGUCCAGUGCACACCAACACCUGGUCCUUUCCGUCCCUGUGACUCUCUGUUGGGCAGCUGGCUAGUUCGCGUUGGCCUGUGGUGCAUCUCCCUGGUGUCUCUGCUGGGGAACUCCAUCCUGCUUCUGUCUCUCUUUGGCUCAUCAGGCUACCUGUCACCACUUCGCUUUACCGUGGCUUGCAUGGGGGCUUCAAAUCUACUGACCGGUGUGUGUAUGUGCACCCUGGCCCUUGUGGAUGCUCUCACGCUGGGAGAAUUUGGUCACCACGGAGCCCGGUGGGAGGGGGGUCCUGGUUGUCAGGCGACAGGAUGGGUCUGGGUGUUUGCAUCUGAGGCCAGUGUGUUGCUGUUAACUCUUGCAGCAGUGCAGUGUGGUGUGAGCGUGACGUGUGCGCGCACCUAUGGGAAGUCCCCAUCCCUCGUGAGUGUACGCACCUGUGCACUGUUCUGCCUCGUUCUCUCCAUCACGCUUGCUUCUCUCCCACUGGCAGGAGUCGGGGAGUAUGGGUCCUCACCUUUCUGCCUUCCCUCACCCCUGCCACCCCCAUCUUCUCGACUGCCGUCCUCCCUGGGCUUUCCCUUGGCCCUCAUUAUGAUGAACACCCUGUGCUUGCUUAUAGUCACAGGUUCACACAUCCGCCUUUACUGGGAGUUACUCAGAGGAGAGUGUGAGGGCUUGUGGGACUGCGCUAUGAUCAAACAUGUUGCCUGGCUAAUAUUCACCAAUGGUCUUCUCUAUGUACCAGUAGCUUUCCUCUCACUUUGUUCCCUUCUUGGUCUCCUUUCUCUGGGGGAGGAAGUACUAAAAUCAGUCCUCCUGCUUCUCCAGCCCUUGCCAGCCUGCCUCAACCCUCUCCUCUUCCUUCUUUUCACGAGAGACCACUCUCAGCUGUUUUUCUGGCCACGCCCCAAAGCACGUACACAGCUCCGUCGGGACCACACCUUGGACUCGUUGGUUUCCGUGGACACAGAAAAGAGCUCCUGCUCCGAUUCCUCAACACAGGUGUCACUCACUGAUGCCACGUACAGUGGAGGAUCUUCUCUCCAACCCCGGCAGGAUCCGAUCAGAUUUUCCCACUGCUCCUCCACAUCCUCUGUUCCUCUCAUCCCUUGUCAAAUACCUCCUCCCACCGCCAGAGAUAGAGAAAGGGUGGCAGAGUGAGAGAGAGAGAGGGUGAGCGACUGGUGAUUUCUGGAAAGUUUGGAUCAAGAUGUCUAUCACACUGCCAUGUCUCUCACUCUCAACGUCUUACCCAUGAGCCUCCAAGCUAGCUGUCUGAAAAGCUAGGACACCAUAUGAAUAUUAAAGGACCAUCUUCUCACCGCAGAAAGACUGCCUCUGGGUUCAGUGUCAAGCUCCUCAGAACAUUCUACACUGAAACUGUUACUACAGAGACUACAGAGUACAGAGAAGCUGACAAGAAAACAAAGAGCCUCUGAAAGUGGAGAGCGGGACUAAAAGGUCCUUUCACAGAAAAGACUAUUCAAGGAAACUGAAUAGGACAAUGACAUUACUUUUUAUAUAAAGGACAAUUUCAGACACAUUUCAGUGGACUGAGUCAUGGGGAAUAGUUCAAAUCCACAUGGAAAAUGUAAGCAUUGGACAAAUCAGUGAUUUCGCCUGUGGGGAAUUUAGGUAGCACCAAUAGAUCUUUGUUUAUAUUGAAAACUGAUGAAAAAUCCAACUCAGAAGAUGCAGGUUGUUUGGUUCUUUUAUAGGUGGAGCCAUUUUUUUUUUGUUUAAAUACAAAUUCUAUCCUAUUGCUAAGGUCUGUUUAAAAAAAAAAAAAAAAAAAAAAGGAACUCAUCACACACACACACCAGGACAGUCAGUGUAAGCUAACAGUUUUCUUCCACAGAUGUCAUUGUCAUAUUGUACUAUGCAACUGUAUAAUACAAAGGUUGUUGUAAAAAUGCUACUCUUUAUAUGGCAGCAAAGUGCCACAGGAAAUGGGCCGCACAUAUAUUUUCAUAUGGUUUACAUGGUUUGAUCUCAAGAAAAGCAACACUAUCCAACAGGAGGCAAGCAGUCAUAGAGACUGAAUGGGAUGUAGGUAUUUUUCUUACAGACUUUAGAGUAGGCUAGCAUUAUGUACAUACAAUAUAACUACCUCUGAACUAGCAUGGUAUUGACUCACUACAGCCUUAUGAUGUUUGUCUCCCCUUUUUAUAAACAGCAAUUAUAUAAUUUUAUAUUAUAAGAAAUAAAUCCUUAGCUUGUAAAAACAAAUGUACU
This is a messenger RNA of Pelmatolapia mariae (spotted tilapia), 4274 nucleotides long. RefSeq names its product leucine-rich repeat-containing G-protein coupled receptor 6 (gene lgr6). Gene Ontology annotation, cellular component: plasma membrane. Gene Ontology annotation, biological process: hormone-mediated signaling pathway; adenylate cyclase-activating G protein-coupled receptor signaling pathway; activation of adenylate cyclase activity. The record is from RefSeq and is a predicted model, not a curated record. Gene Ontology annotation, molecular function: G protein-coupled peptide receptor activity; protein binding; protein-hormone receptor activity. The transcript has 18 exons. The coding region runs from base 387 to 3200 and encodes 937 amino acids. NCBI's taxonomy places the organism in Eukaryota, Metazoa, Chordata, Actinopteri, Cichliformes, Cichlidae.